Messenger RNA from Striga asiatica, 339 nucleotides. The record is from the annotation of a GenBank genome assembly. Lineage: Eukaryota; Viridiplantae; Streptophyta; Magnoliopsida; Lamiales; Orobanchaceae.
ACAGUGGUCCUCCUGAAGCUACUCCCAUCAAUUGCAAGAACACCCACGAGAACUCUACCAGAUCCUUCACCCAUGGCUCACGAGGUAGAACAAGAAGCUGACAGUCCCUCACGUGAGAUCCAGAACGCCUUGAUACUGGUGUUGCCUGGGGAGUUGACCAAGUCGACUGAAACUGGGGGGUCUAAUAACACUGAAGAUGAUAUUAUGAGAACUCUACUGCGUGGGUUUGCGAUGCAGCUGGAGGAUGAUCACAAGGUAAGCAUUGACUGGCAUUUAAAUUCCAGCAGGAGGAUCACAUGUUUAGGAGGUGACAAAUAUGACUCAGAUGCUCUCUUUUAA